Molecule: messenger RNA, 1344 nt
Organism: Calypte anna (Anna's hummingbird)
Lineage: Eukaryota; Metazoa; Chordata; Aves; Apodiformes; Trochilidae
Product: gamma-secretase subunit Aph-1b
Exons: 7
Coding region: 97-867 (256 amino acids)
Biological process (GO): protein processing; Notch signaling pathway; Notch receptor processing
Cellular component (GO): membrane; endoplasmic reticulum; gamma-secretase complex
Molecular function (GO): protein-macromolecule adaptor activity
Source: RefSeq, a predicted model, not a curated record
GGAAGGACGCGGAAGGGGAAGGGGCGGCGGGGCCGGUCCGGUCCGAGUGUCCGGGUCCCGUCCCCGGUCCCCGUGUCGCGGGCCCCGCCCGCCGCCAUGACUCUCGCCGUCUUCUUCGGGUGCACCUUCAUCGCCUUCGGGCCGGCACUCGGCCUCUUCCUCUUCACCAUCGCCCGCGACCCACUCCGCAUCAUCAUCCUCAUCGCCGGGGCUUUCUUCUGGCUGGUGUCACUGCUGCUCUCCUCCCUCAUCUGGUUCAUCGCUGUCAAAACCAGUGACCCCCGGGAUGAGCCGCUGCAGAAGGGGCUCUUGAUAUUUGGGGUGAUGUUUUCCGUGCUGCUGCAAGAAGCUUUCCGCUUCCUCUACUACAAGCUCCUCAGGAAGGCCAUCGAGGGGCUGGUGGCUCUCAGUGAGGAUGGCUGCUCCCCCAUUUCCAUCCAGCAAAUGGCAUAUGUGGCUGGCGUGGGAUUUGGGCUCAUGAGUGGAGCCUUUUCCAUGAUCAAUCUCCUGGCAGACGCGUUAGGGCCCGGCACUGUGGGCAUCCACGGGGAUUCACAGCUCUAUUUCUUAACCUCAGCUUUUAUGACCAUGGUGCUGAUUUUCCUUCACACCUUCUGGGGGAUCCUCUUCUUCCAUGGCUGUGAACAUCGGCGCUGGUGGGAGAUCACAGCAGUUGUUGUCAUGCACCUCGCUGUUUCGGGGUCGACUUUUUGCAACCCCCUGUAUGUGGGCAGCCUGGUGCCCUCCUACAUGCUGAUGGCUGCUGCCGCUGUCUGGGCUUACCUUCUCUCAGGGGGAUCUGCCCAAAACCUACGGCGCUUCCUGCUCUGUCUACAGAAUGGAGCCAGCCCCCAGCCGGGAUCCUGAAUCCCUGCAGGAUUUUCCUGUCCUCAGCCACCCCUGCCCUCCCAUCCAUCCUAGCAGCAAGAGCAUACGUCACCUUCUCUGCAGAAUCUUUUCUCCUGGGGAGUCCUGCCCCUCCCGGCAGGGCAGGGCAGGCACUGGGUUCUGGCUGUGGCAGCCAGCCAGCUGGUGUGGCUGGGGCUGGCUUGCUUUCACACCCCUUUGAAAGCCCCCAGAGAACAGCUUAGUUUGGGGGGACCCAACUUUACCCUGCCGUGAGCAGAGCCCCUGUUAGCCUGCUUGGGUAGGAUUCUACCCUUGGACUGCCAGAGGCCUGAGCCCAAAGAAACCCAUUGCUUCUCCCCCCCUCCCACAGAAGAUGUGCUGUCCACCCUGCUGGGGGAGGGGCUGCAGAUGGAGGAAGUCCUCACAUGUUGCCUUCUCACCAAAGGGUGGAGGAAGCAGCUUUGCAAAGCCCUGCCAUGCUCCAGGUUGGGGAUG